Messenger RNA from Aureobasidium namibiae CBS 147.97, 1638 nucleotides. RefSeq lists its product as uncharacterized. Bases 1 to 1638 code for a protein of 545 amino acids. The record is from RefSeq and is a predicted model, not a curated record. Gene Ontology annotation, biological process: retrograde transport, endosome to Golgi. Lineage: Eukaryota; Fungi; Ascomycota; Dothideomycetes; Dothideales; Saccotheciaceae. Gene Ontology annotation, cellular component: Golgi apparatus; membrane. The transcript is spliced from 3 exons.
AUGCGGUCAUGGUAUCAAUUGUGCACUGCUGUGCUGCUAUCGUCGCUAGCGCUAGGUGUUUACGGCAAUGAGGUCAAAGUUGACCAAAAGGAGGAGAACCGGCAACAAUGCUCUGGCAUGUUUAGUCGCAAGGGCUGGGGUGGAGCUGUAGACCCCUUCAUCUUGACCAAGUUUGUUAAGCCUGAGAACAUACCCGAAGACCAGGAUCCCGUCGUAUCGCUCGUUAUGUUCGAGUGGUCGGAUCGCGACUACGUUGGUAAACUCAUGGACGACACAACCUCGGAUCGUGCAUACAUCUGCGAUGCCACCGCCAUCGAAGCCAAGUUCUGCAAUACAACAGAGGAGGGCGAGUUCAUUCUAUCCCAGGACGCCGAAAAGAGCAAGAGCAUGAUCAUCACACAAGCAAUACAUCUCAAGAACCCGCCUGCCAUAAACUAUCCUAUCAAGCGUACUGGAUACUAUUGCGUGGGCACGUACGGUUAUACUGCAGAGAACUACAACGGUAUCGUCGAGUUCCGCAACAGUUACGGCGAGCUGCCUGCUGCUCAAAUCGCAAAGCUGCCCUUUUACGGUGCUCUCACCCUCGUCUACGCCCUUGCAUCUGCCGGCUGGGCUUUCCUAUAUUUCCAGAACCGACAUGACAUUCUGCCAGUCCAGAACUACAUAACAGCCAUUCUGGUUUUCCUCGUCAUCGAGAUAUUUAUGACAUGGCUCUUCUACGACUUCCAGAACAGGCAUGGUCUUAGCACAGGCGCCAAAGCGUUGCUCAUCGUGGUUUCUGUCCUCUCGGCAGGCAGAAACUCUUUCAGUUUCUUCUUGCUACUGAUUGUAUGUAUGGGGUACGGCGUCGUCAAACCCAGUCUGGGUCGCACGAUGAUCUGGGUUCGCUGGCUGGCCAUCACUCACUUCAUCUUCGGAGUUGUCUAUGUAAUCGCCUCUCUUUCCGUGACCCCUGAGAAUGCUGGCCCUCUGGUCUUGCUCGUAGUACUGCCUCUCGCAGCUACACUGACAGCCUUCUAUAUCUGGACGCUUAACUCGCUCAAUGCCACCAUGAAGGACUUGAUGGAGCGCAAACAGACCAUCAAAGCCAUGAUGUACCGCAAGCUCUGGUGGUGCAUUCUUGGCUCCAUCGUUGUCAUCUUCGUCUUCUUCUUCGUAAACAGCUGGACUUUUGCCGGAGUUAGCGAUGAGGACUUCGUACCCACACAUUGGUCGUCACGUUGGUUCAUUCUGGACGGCUGGCUCAACCUGGUGUACCUCGCGGAUGUUGCGUUCGUUGCCUGGCUCUGGCGCCCAACAGCAAACAAUCGCCGCUUCGCCAUGAGUGAUGAGAUUGCUCAAGACGAUGAAGGAUUCGAGAUCGCAAGCAUGCGCUCUUCCCUCGACUUUGACGACCCUGACCUCGAAGGCGCACCACCCGCCUAUGAUGCCCCUAGGAACAAUGCUUCAAGCUCCAUAGCCAACCGUGACACAUCACCUCUGCCAGCGCCCAAGCCGACAAAGCCUGCGCCAUUGCCUAGAGAAUCUUUGGAUGGUGAGACGAUAUUUGCGGUCGGUGGAGAGGAUGACGAUGACGAGAGGUGGAGUGAAGACGACAGUGAUAACGAGGGCAAGCACUUGACGGGCAAGAAAGAUUAA